CUCACUAUAAUAAUAAUGAGAAAAGGCCCAACUCACACACAGACAGUGGGACAUUCAUGUUAAACAGGUGCCUGAGGGAGUGAGGCUGCACCUUUAUUGUGUUACAUAGUUUCCCCCCAGGGGGCAAAUUAAGGCUCCACCCUCUCGUUAUCCCAUGCUAAUUACCUGCCUUUGAUAAACAUGUGACUAUGCUAAUGAAGGGCGUUAGAGUACAGGAACCCAUCAGCCUUCCUUUCCAUAUUGUGGGAGGAACCUUUUCCCCCAAACAAAGGCCCCGCCCAUAGGGGGUGGGAUCCAAAAUGGGCUAAAAAGCUGCGGGAAUGAGAGCUGAGUUAGUUUGGGGAAGAGACGUGUGGGUACAGGGUACAGGGGCUCUGCAGGCUAAUGAGGAGACUCUGCCCAAGGACAGAAGAGACACAGAAGCCCCAGAAGCUGACAAUUCUCUGAUUCUUUGGAUAAAGACAAGAGGCCAUUAGACCGUGCAACUUCUCCAACACCAGGAAAUCCACACAUUGGAGAGAAAAACCUGUAUCCGACUGAGAAAAAGCUUUAGUGCAAUGAGCAUUCCCAACUCCCAGAUGGAACUUCCCUCAGUGGCACAACAUGAAUGCCCAGAAUGUGGGAAAAGAUUCUUGGAAAAAAACAAACUUAUUAUUCAUUACAGAGUCCACACUGGGGAGAAACCAUUCAUGUGCUUGGAAUGUGGGAAAAGUUUCAGGCGAAAGCAAGUCCUUACAGAACACCAAUUAAUUCACACAGGGGAGAAACCAUUCAUGUGCACAGAAUGUGGGAAAAGUUUCAGGAAGAAGCAUCAUUUUACAGAACACAUAUUAAUUCACACAGGGGAGAAACCAUUCAUGUGCACGGAAUGUGGGAAAAGUUUUAGAGUAAAGCAAAUCCUAACAGAUCACCAGAGACUUCACACAGGGGAGAAACCCUAUGCAUGUACAGAAUGUGAUAAACAAUUCCAUGAAAGGUGUAGCCUUGUCAGCCACCAGAAGAUUCAUACAGGGGUAAAACCAUUUGUGUGCAUGGAAUGUGGGAAAAGCUUCUCCAACAAGAGCAACUUUCAGAAUCACCAGAGAAUUCACACAGGGGAGAAACCAUUUUCUUGCACAGAAUGUGGGAAACAUUUCACCACAAAGAGCCAGCUUAGCGGCCAUUACAAGGUUCACACAGGGGAGAAACCAUUUUCUUGCACAGAAUGUGGGAAACGUUUCACCACAAAGACCAAGCUUAGCAGCCAUUACAAGGUUCACACAGGGGAGAAACCCUUUCCUUGUGCAAAUUGUGGGAAAAGUUUUGUUUCAAAGGGAAACCUUACUGUACACCAGAGAACUCAUGUGCGAGAGUAACUUUCAUGUGUAGGGAAUUUGGGGAACCUUAUACUGCAAACUCCAACCAGCAGCACCAUCAUCCCCACAGGGGAGAAACCAUUCACUUGCACAGAAUGGGGUUCCCCCAAUAGAAGGUUUCAUCUCCUCCCCCAGAACAUUCAUACAGGGGAAUUUGCUUGUGCAGAUUGUGGGAAAAGUUUUGCUUUAAAGGGAACUCUUACCAGACACCAGAGAAUUCAUGUGUGAGAGCAACUUUUAUGUGUAGGGAAUUUGGAAAACUUUAUACUGCAAAGUCCAACCAUCAACACCGUCAUCCCCACAGGGGAGAAACGAUUCACUUGCACAGAAUGGGGUUUUCCCAAUAGAAGGUUUCAUCUCCUCCCCCAGAACAUUCAUACAGGGGAAGAGAUACAGUCACUGAUUUCUCCUCCAUAUUCUCCCAUUCCAACAUUGCCUAUUGGCCAUUGGAGCUGCCAAUCAUAUCUGUAGGUACCAACCCACACACUAUGGGGUUAUUUGUAUGUAAAAUAUAUUCCUCAAUAAAUGUAAUGCAAUAUUUCAGUUG
This is a messenger RNA of Xenopus tropicalis (tropical clawed frog), 1902 nucleotides long. RefSeq names its product gastrula zinc finger protein XlCGF8.2DB-like. The transcript is spliced from 2 exons. Bases 558 to 1355 code for a protein of 265 amino acids. Gene Ontology annotation, molecular function: diacylglycerol binding. Lineage: Eukaryota; Metazoa; Chordata; Amphibia; Anura; Pipidae. The record is from RefSeq and is a predicted model, not a curated record. Gene Ontology annotation, cellular component: nucleus.